Molecule: messenger RNA, 811 nt
Organism: Zea mays
Lineage: Eukaryota; Viridiplantae; Streptophyta; Magnoliopsida; Poales; Poaceae
Product: trafficking protein particle complex protein 2
Exons: 6
Coding region: 215-625 (136 amino acids)
Biological process (GO): endoplasmic reticulum to Golgi vesicle-mediated transport
Source: RefSeq, marked validated
AAGAUUCAAACUCUCCCGUGCACAAUUUUACUGAGAAACUCCUCGGGGGUAAAGACUUCCCCUUCGCUCUGCUGUCCCGUCUCUUUGAUUCCUGAACCCCACCCAGGCAUUCCGCAGUGGCUGGCCGUCGCUGGCUCGCCGCUACUUCGGCCCUUUCGCCGGUGACGAUAACCCACCAGUUAUCCGAGGGAAAAUUUUCUAUGUGCUGAUUGGAAUGGCGAGUACAGCAUGCUUUGUAAUAAUUGUCAGUAAGAAUGAUAUCCCAAUCUACGAGGCAGAAGUUGGAUCUGCACCCAAAAAAGAGGAUUUGUCUUAUCACCAUCAGUUUAUCCUGCAUGCUGCGUUAGAUGUUGUUCAGGACCUAGCAUGGACCACAAAUGCAAUGUCCCUGAAGUCAGUUGAUAGAUUCAAUGACCUUGUGGUGUCUGUUUAUGUAACUGCUGGUCAUACCAGAUUCAUGUUGCUUCAUGACUCACGCAGUGAAGAUGGAAUAAAAAGCUUUUUUCAAGAGGUCCAUGAGCUUUACAUCAAGAUAUUCCUGAACCCGCUUUACCUGCCCGGCUCUCGCAUCACAUCAUCCCAUUUUGAUACCAAGGUCAGGGCCCUCGCAAGGAAGUACCUGUAAUACACGGGCAUGCAUGAAGGGUUUCCUAAGCUUUGCAUCUCGUAAGCACAAGGCUGAGCUAGUUUCGCUUCGAUCUUUUUAGGCUUUCUUUUUGUUUGAUAUAUUCCGCGCAUAAAAUGCCCCUUUGCUCCAGAUUAUCCUUGCAUAAAUGCCUGUCCCUGUUAUGCAUAAUAAACAAAGCGUGUU